GCUACUGUUAAACAUGUGAUUAUGUUUUGGUCUGAAUAAAUUGCUUUAAAAUAAUUUAUAAAGUUACCACUUUUUUCAACGAUUAAUAUGUCUGUCAAAUAUCUGUUUAGCAAUCGGCAAAAGUCAAUUAUUACUCCUUUAUUUCAGUCAAUCAUACGAUCAUGUUAUGUCUAUCCCACUGACACAAGUGAAGGAAAUUUUGAGAAAAAACACUUUGCCAAUCGAAUGAAGAAUGAACCGAUUUCACAGAAACGUGCUCGUUUACUUUAUCAAAGCCGAAAGAGAGGUAUGCUUGAAAACGAUUUAUUGUUGUCUACAUUUGCCAAAAAAUAUCUCGAUUCAAUGUCUCAUGAAGAAUUGGAACUGUACGAUUGCUUAAUCAAUACCGUUUCUAAUGAUUGGGAUCUAUACUAUUGGGCAAUAGGUUCAAAAGAAAUUCCUGAAGAAUAUCGAAAUCCAAUCAUGGAAAAAUUCAGUGAACAUGUCAGAAAUACGAAUCCUGCUUAUACAAGUCGUUAUGCCGAUUAUGAACAUAUACAAGUGACUGCACCACAUGAUCAUAUAUUGCAUGUUGAACUUAAUCGACCGGACAGACGUAAUGCCAUCAAUCGGGAUAUGUUUCGUGAGAUAUCUGAAUGUUUCUCUGAUAUUGCCGCUGAUCAACAAUGUCGUGCAGUAGUCAUUUCUGGUACUGGUAAAAUGUUCUGUUCUGGUAUCGAUUAUAUUGACAUGGUGGAACAGAUGACAUCAAUGAAUUCCGGUAGUGAUGCUGGUGGUCGUGAAGAUGUUGCUGCACGUGCAAAAUACAUUCGUAAGACAAUCAUUUUGCUACAAAAUUCAUUCAACAGUAUCGUCAAGUGCCCAAAACCGGUGAUUGCAGCUAUCCAUUCUGGCUGUAUUGGAGCCGGUGUCGAUUUGAUUAGCGCAACGGAUAUUCGAUAUGGAUCAAAAGAUGCUUAUUUCUCCAUACGUGAAGUUGCAGUCGGUUUAGCUGCUGAUCUUGGCACAUUACAACGUAUGCCAAAAUUGGUUGGUAACGAUAGUGUUAUGCGUGAAUUGGCCUACACUGCCCGAGAUAUGCAAGCCGAUGAAGCCAAAGAGAUUGGUCUAUUGGGCAAAGUUUUCAAUGAUUCGAAUAGCUGCAUACAGGGCGCCAUUGAUUUAGCUCGUACCAUUGCAUCACGAUCACCUGUUGCUGUGCAAGGUACGAAAGUUUCAUUGAAUUAUUCUCGUGAUCAUUCAGAAAAGGAUGGCCUAGAAUUCAUGCAAAUAUGGAACAUGUGUAUGCUUCAAUCGGAAGAUUUCAUUAUUGCUAGUUCAUCACAAGUAUCUAAAUCUGAUGAACCACCACCGUUUGCCGAUUUCUAAAUCGUUAAAUAAAAAGUGAAUGAAAAAAAUCCUAUUCCUUUAUUAUAAAAUCAA
This is a messenger RNA of Dermatophagoides farinae (American house dust mite), 1422 nucleotides long. RefSeq names its product delta(3,5)-Delta(2,4)-dienoyl-CoA isomerase, mitochondrial. Gene Ontology annotation, molecular function: delta(3,5)-delta(2,4)-dienoyl-CoA isomerase activity. Gene Ontology annotation, biological process: protein-FAD linkage. Gene Ontology annotation, cellular component: mitochondrion. The record is from RefSeq and is a predicted model, not a curated record. Lineage: Eukaryota; Metazoa; Arthropoda; Arachnida; Sarcoptiformes; Pyroglyphidae.